This is a messenger RNA of Cheilinus undulatus (humphead wrasse), 3040 nucleotides long. RefSeq lists its product as uncharacterized. Gene Ontology annotation, cellular component: nucleosome. The record is from RefSeq and is a predicted model, not a curated record. NCBI's taxonomy places the organism in Eukaryota, Metazoa, Chordata, Actinopteri, Labriformes, Labridae. The transcript has 6 exons. Gene Ontology annotation, molecular function: DNA binding; structural constituent of chromatin; protein heterodimerization activity. The coding region runs from base 10 to 1911 and encodes 633 amino acids. Gene Ontology annotation, biological process: nucleosome assembly.
CUGAGAGAAAUGUCUGGUCGUGGAAAGGGAGGAAAGGGACUAGGAAAAGGAGGCGCUAAGCGUCACCGGAAAGUGCUUCGUGAUAACAUCCAGGGAAUCACCAAGCCCGCUAUCCGCCGUCUAGCUCGCCGUGGUGGAGUUAAGCGUAUCUCCGGUCUUAUUUACGAGGAGACCCGUGGUGUUCUCAAGGUUUUUCUGGAGAAUGUUAUUCGUGAUGCCGUCACUUACACCGAGCAUGCCAAGAGGAAGACCGUAACUGCCAUGGAUGUGGUCUACGCUCUCAAGAGGCAGGGCCGAACUCUCUACGGCCCAAAACGGCGCCCAAGAAGGCCAGAAGAAAGCCCUGUCCAAGUCUGCAGAAAGAGGAGGAACAGGAGCAGGAAGGAGAGCUACGCCAUCUCCGUCUACAAAGUGCUGAAGCAGGUCCACCCCGACACCGGGAUCUCCUCCAAGGCUAUGAGCAUCAAGAAAUCCUUCGUGAACGACAUCUUUGAGCGCAUCGUCGCCGAGGCCUCCCGCCUGGCUCACUACAACAAACGCUCCACCAUCACCACCAGGGAGAUCCAGACCGCUGUACGCCUGCUGCUGCCUGGUGAGCUGGCCAAGCACGCCGUUUCUGAGGGCACCAAGGCCGAAAGUGAAACAUUUGUCGAAAUGGCAAGAACCAAGCAGACCGCUCGUAAAUCCACCGGAGGAAAGGCUCCAAGGAAGCAGCUGGCCACCAAGGCUGCCCGUAAGAGCGCUCCAGCCACCGGCGGAGUCAAGAAGCCUCAUCGUUACAGGCCCGGUACUGUGGCUCUCCGUGAGAUCCGUCGGUAUCAGAAAUCCACUGAGCUGCUCAUCCGCAAGCUUCCUUUCCAGCGCCUGGUCAGAGAGAUCGCCCAGGACUUCAAGACCGACCUGCGCUUCCAGAGCUCUGCUGUCAUGGCUCUGCAGGAGGCUAGCGAAGCUUACCUGGUGGGGCUCUUCGAGGACACUAACCUGUGCGCCAUCCACGCCAAGAGAGUCACCAUCAUGCCUAAAGACAUCCAGCUGGCUCGCCGCAUCCGUGGAGAGAGAUGUAAUGGCUUGACCAGCUGGGAACCACUGGCCCAGACCAUGGGAGGGGCAACUGAUGCUCUGUGGGGCUGCCACGGCCACUGUCUUGAAGACCUGCGGAAGUGUCUUAAACUCAACAUGUCUGGUAGAGGAGGAAAGUCCGGAAAAUCUCGCGCUAAGGCCAAGAGCCGUUCGUCCCGUGCCGGGCUGCAGUUCCCCGUCGGCCGUGUUCACAGGCUGUUGAGGAAGGGAAUCUAUGCUGAGCGAAUCGGUGCUGGAGCUCCCGUCUACCUGGCUGCUGUUCUCGAGUACCUGACCGCUGAGAUUCUCGAGCUGGCAGGAAACGCUGCCCGCGACAACAAGAAGACCAGGAUCAUCCCCCGUCACCUUCAGCUGGCUGUCCGCAACGACGAGGAGCUCAACAAGCUGCUGGGAAAAGUCACCAUUGCUCAGGGAGGCGUUCUGCCAAACAUCCAGGCUGUUCUGCUGCCAAAGAAGACUGAAAAGACCGGCAAGACCAAAGCAGCAGCUCAGAUUCGGAAGAAGCUUGAACAUAGUAAAAUGUCUGGUCGUGGAAAGGGAGGAAAGGGACUUGGAAAAGGAGGCGCUAAGCGUCACCGGAAAGUGCUCCGUGAUAAUAUCCAGGGAAUCACCAAGCCCGCUAUCCGCCGUCUGGCUCGCCGUGGUGGAGUCAAGCGUAUCUCCGGCCUCAUCUACGAGGAGACCCGUGGUGUUCUCAAGGUCUUUCUGGAAAACGUUAUCCGUGAUGCUGUCACUUACACCGAGCAUGCCAAGAGGAAGACCGUUACCGCCAUGGACGUGGUCUACGCUCUCAAGAGACAGGGCCGCACUCUCUACGGAUUCGGCGGUUAAACUCCAUAAUCUCACCUGAAAAACAACACAACGGCUCUGUUAAGAGCCACCCAUUUCUACUAAAGAGUCACUUUCCAUCGAUUUAAUGAAACUCACUCCGAUGUGAGUUGCAUAUUGAGACCGAAAUUGUCAUGUCCUAGAUACAAGAAACAAACAUGUUUGGACUUCAUUAUGCUGAAAUGGAUUAUAAUACAGCUGUGUAAUUAAUCAAUUUGUAAAUGCCACUACCUGUCCGUUUAUACAAUCCCAUACGAAGCUGUUUUUUUUUUGUUUUAAGAAAUACUACAAUGUUUAUGGGUAUUGGCUGAAAUGGCCCUGUAAAUGCAUGCAAUGGGCUGUGGCCCUUUCCCUUUGUAGCUGAUGGUGCGGGAGUUUGUUUAAGUUGCUAUAGCAACAGAAAAGGUUAAAAUGAUUUACAUGGUUGCAGGGUGGGUUUAUUUUUGUAUUCAGUCAUAAAAUGCCUGCUUUGUCAAUGUUGAUAAAAAUUAGUCAAUUUAUAAUUUUAUUUACUAUCUUGUCCGAAAUGUUCGUCUUGUUAAUAGAGUUUGUCGAGGGUGACGUGAUUGUGUGACUGGAAGCUAGCUACUGGGAAGCGUAGACAUAAUAUACAUAGACGCCUCAUUGGCCAGUGGGACGUAUGUCAUCGCCGCCACCAUCUUGCCAGAGGUAUUCCAUGUUAUAUACAAACGACUCAAAAAGACCACUUAAAUGUAAACUCCUGUUUUUAAUCACAAAACCCUUCAUCCCUCAUUGACUUACAUUGUUUAUGGAACGGUCUUUCCUCUGGUAAUAUGGCAGACACGUUGACGUGUAGCAGCAGCAGGCAAACACAGUCAAUGAGGCGUCUACGUCUAUUAUGUCUAUGCUUGGAAGGACUCAGAGAGAGAGAUUUGCAGGUUUCGGCAUGGAAAAAGUAAACACCCCCUGUCCUUAUUUGUUCCCCCUGUUUGUCAUCAGGCGAACACGGUAAAUGUUAUUGUAUUGCUUAUAAGUUGUGAAGUGUUAUGUAUGUCAGACUUUGUAUGAUGUGUUAUUGUUUCAAACUGUAAAUUGUCUUAUGUUUUCAAUUUUCAUUAUGCUCCACACAUGCCAACUCUUCUGUAAAGAUUAAACCUUGAAGUGGACAUCA